GUGUAAACCUUUGUUGAUUGCGUGAAGUUGUGUUUUCACCACAGGACGUAAUUUCGGCCGUGUGUAUAGUGACUGUGGAUUGUUUUGGAUUUCUUUUCACGAAUGUAACUGCCGUAAACUUAAGAUGCAUGCAGAAUUCUUUCGUUAAAUGUGCAUAUCCGAAGAAGGUGAGGCCAAAGGCGGGACGCUGUUUUCUAUAUCCCGCCGGGUGCCGUCGCCAAAUUUUCAGAAGAAUGUGACUGUGUGAAGUGCUCAUACGUUUCGUGUGCUAUAGGCUAGACCUGAGUUUAUUUCAGAGUGAGAGUGUAUUACUUUCGUUUUAUAAACCCUCAUGAUGAAGGAUAACGAGGCGGUAUCGCAGGCGACGUGGGCCAAUUGGAUCUUGGAGGCAAUCCGAAAGAUCCGUAGCCAGAAACAAAGGCCGUCGGUAGAGAGAAUUUCCCAUGCAAUUAGGCAGCAUCAUAGUUAUCCGGAGGAAGUUAUUGCCGAAAAUUUAGAGCUCGCAGUUAAGGAGGGUACAGUGUUAAAAGUUUUUAACAAGGGCCAGAGUUCGUACAAAGAUCCUGGCGGAGUACAGAACAGGCAGCUGCUUGUUACCAAAGGAACAGAUUUAACGAAAGUAGUGGUAAAAGCAACGAGAGAAUUAAAUGAAAGAGAGGGCUCUACGCUUAAAAGCAUUGAAAAGUACAUUCGCCAGUCUCAUGCCGUUAACAUUACGUCUGAUGAUGUAGACUUCCGUGCAUUAUUGCGCAUUUCAUUGAAGCGUGCCGUGGCUCGGGGACUUCUUUCGCAGGAUGGCAGAUUAUUUCGGCCUGCUACGUACGGUCCUGGUGGAAUUCCAAAACGUUAUGCCGAUGGAUCGCCUCCCAAGCAGCGCAGGGCACCAAGUCCAGAACCAAAGCCUUCGGCGCCACUGCCCAUUUGUGGGGAAUGCUUGGGCACGGCGUCGCGCAACAAGAACGGCCGUGCGGAGGAACUGCGCAAGUGUGCCGGCUGCGGGAGCUCGGUGCACCUGUCGUGCCUGGCGCAGGAGCUGGCCACCGUGCUGUCGGCGGGCUCCACGUGGCACUGCGAAGAGUGCCGCACCUGCGCCGGCUGCGCCCAGCCCAAGGACCAGCUCUGCCUUGUGAGUUGCUGCUCUUGUGAGCGGAGCUAUCAUGCUGAGUGUUUGGACCCUCCUUCGGAGAGACGCCCAAAAAGCCCUUGGCGAUGUAGGCACUGCCUUGCUCAGCAACAGCAGCAGCAACCGGAACAAAAUCAGGAACAGCAAGUGCAGCACCACACUAUUAAGAAGCCACGCAAGAUUGAUGUUGCCAGCAGUGUUAUAAAGAAGUACUCCAAAGUCAGAGAAAAAACAAGAGACAUAAAAAAUUACAGGUUAUUGGCAGGUGUUCGGGCCACGAAAGAACCUGCUGCAAGUACUGCAACCCCCAGCAAGAAAGGAAAACGUGUAUCUGAUCAGUCUCCCGCUAACGACUCGAGCUCUGGCUCAGAGGAGGGUAAUGACACAGCCGCUACCAGCUGUUACUCCUCUUCCUUCCUCUCUCAAUCAUCUGGUGGCUGCGGUGGUGGUCCACACCUAUCCUCAGGGCCUGGGGAACAAAGCAGUAGGGAACAGAGCAGGCUUGAAGAAAAAAAUGAUCGGAUCUCUAAGGAGAAGCAGAAAUUUUUCCGUUCUAGUGCAUUUUAUGCUGUUCACAAAUCGAAACGGGUAGCAUCUCAGCAUCAGGGCACAGGAGCAAUGUCUGUUGCGCAGAAAGUCAGUGUGGGGCCAGUUGUAGGAGGACAUUGUACCAGUAGCAGUAGCAGUAGCAGUAGUAGCAACAACAGCAGCAGCAGUAGCAGCAGCAGCAGCAGCAGCAGUAGUAGUGAGGAUGAGUCAGACUCGGGAGGCUCGAGCACAGAGAAGGGUAAAAGUCCAGCCAGCGCAGUAGGUGCCCUUAGUGCCUCACCACAGGCAAGCAGAGUGAAAGUUAGUACCUCUCUGUUUCACCCAUCACCUCAGAGUGUGCAGAGGCCCAGGCCUUCUAGGACUUUCCUGUCCCCAAUUACCAGUGUCCCAUCCACAACAAGUAUCAGAAGCUGUGCACCUUCCAGCAGCCCUCCUUGGGGUUUUGCUGCAGCUGCUGCAGCCGCAACUGCCGCAGUAACAGCUGUUGCAGCUUCAAAAGAAGAUAAGAAAGAUCCUCCCAGUACAAAACUUGCUGGACCUGUAGAGCCCAAGUUGCCAUCGUUUCAUGGGAGAACAAAUGUAGAAGAUACGAAGCAGUCGGCAAACACGUCUAUAGCCAGCUGCUUGAAGCAAGUCGCACCACUUAGACAAGAAACUUCCUCACAUGAAAAGAGGACAUCGACAAGUGCUUACAGAGUACAACCUGGGUUUGGGCAGUUAAAGGGUCUGUUUGAUGGCCUGAGUCAUUUAUUUACAGCACCUUCUCACAACAGAAAACGGACUGUGGGUAAUGUGAACUAUAGUCUCAGCAGGCGGAAGAAGGACAAUAAAGAAAAAGUACAACCAAAGCCUGAAGAUAAAGAAGUUCUGUCUCGUGAAACAAAAAGGGCUACUCUCGAGACUGCCCGAAAUGAUACGGCUUUUGUAAAUACGACAAGAGAUGUCAAAAAAUCACUUGCCAGUACAAGAUCAGAUGGUGUCUCCCCUAAACAAAGUGUUACAGGUCCAAGUAAACAAAAUUCAGCUUUCCAGCGUGACUCUACAGCUUCUGUCUCACCUGUGUUACCUCCAGUGAGUGUACCUUCCAGUAAUAGAAAAUUUGCCAGACUUGGUAUUUUUGCACCCAGCAGUGAUUCUGAACAUUCUUCAGCUGCAUCCGUUUCUUCUACAUGGAGUCAAAUGACACCAUCUCGUUUAGUGAAGACAGCUGUCAGUAGCAAGAGCUUAGAACAAGAGAGACGAAGAAUGCUGAAAGGAGGUGCUUUCUUUGAAGGUGGUCUUAUGUCUGGCUUAGGAUUGUUUGGAUAUAUGGUGGGACAUACUCUCCCUUUUCCCUUUCUCCAACCAUCAUUGUCUCAGCCUUCUCAACAUUCUCAGGAGGACCCAAAAUUGAGAAAACGUCAUCUCUCAGAGGAAGCCACCCAAACCCACCAUCGCUACCACCACCAUCACCACCACAGAUACCAUCCAGUACCAGUGCCAUCCACAUCCAUCGUGCUGCCACACAAGCAGACGGAUGAAGUUGUUCCUGAACCUAAGACACUUCCUCCAGGUGUUACACAGAAGGAUGUGACAUUAUACAAAGAAACUCGUGAAAAAGCAAAUUCAGCAACACCAGCGGUAUUACCUAAUGUGGAUGCACCAGCCACAUCUAGUGGAGUAGUUUCUCCUUCAACAGCAGCAGCCCAGCAGAGGUGCCCUGCUGCUAUUGAAUUUGGCCAGUAUGAGAUACAGACCUGGUAUUCCUCACCGUACCCGCAGGAAUACGCCAGAUUACCAAAACUCUUCCUCUGUGAGUUUUGCCUUAAAUACACGAAGAGCAAGGCUGUGUUGGAAAGGCAUCAAGAUAAGUGUACUUGGAGACAUCCUCCAGCGACAGAAAUCUACCGUCACAAAGAUCUCUCUGUUUUUGAGGUGGAUGGAAAUGUGAACAAAAUCUACUGUCAAAACCUCUGUCUCUUGGCAAAGCUGUUCCUGGAUCACAAAACUCUUUACUAUGAUGUGGAGCCAUUUCUGUUUUAUGUGUUAACCAAAAACGACAAAAAGGGAUGCCACCUUGUAGGUUACUUCUCAAAGGAAAAGCAUUGUCAGCAGAAGUACAAUGUAUCGUGCAUAAUGACAAUGCCACAGUACCAAAGGCAAGGCUAUGGAAGAUUCCUCAUCCAUUUUAGUUACCUCCUGUCAAAGCAAGAGGGUCAACCUGGCACUCCAGAAAAACCAUUGUCAGAUUUGGGUCGUGUCUCUUACCAUGCGUACUGGAAGUCGAUAGUACUGGAGUAUCUGGAUCAACAUCGUAAUGAGCCAUUUUCUGUAGAUGCUGUUUGCCAGGAAACGGGAGUUUAUAGUCAUGACGUGGCAGCAACUCUACAAAUGCUCGGGAUGGUCAGACGCUGUCCUGAUGGCCGUCUCAUACUUGCUAUUGACUGGGCUCAAGUUGAUACCCACGCAUCACGUGUUCGUGCCUCCCGUACCCGCAUACCUCUGGAUCCAGAGUGCCUUCGGUGGACUCCUCUUGUUGCAACAGUUCCCACCAGGGAUGAUGACAAAGAGGAUGAUACGGAAUCUAAAGGGGAGAACAAUGACAGUCAGGAGGACAUAGCCAAAAGUGAGAAUGAAGAGGCUAUUGAGAAGAACACAGUUGUUGCAGAUAUGAAGGAACAGGAGACUUGUAAUCCACAGCAAAGUAAAGAUGAUCUGAAAACUAACGAAGUGAAAGAGGAGCUCCAACAGAGUCAAAGUCAGCGAGGCAGGAAACGGAAGACCCAAGUUCGCUUUAGCCCAAGCCCGACACCAGCUCCCACUCCAGCAACUACUACAUUAGAAACGAGUAACAGUGCCGAAAAUGAUAAUAUCAAUAAAACACCUAUUGUGCAGAAACGAAAAGUCGGAAGGCCACCUAAAAAGAAGUUAAUAGUUGACGCAGAAGUAAAAGUUCCUGAUGUUCGGCCACAGCCAUUUCUUGAAGUGCGAGCUGGGAAAAGAAAACGAUCAGGUUUUGAAGCAGUGACUGAUAAAAGUGGUUUAGAUGAAGAACCAGAUAGAAAAAAACUGAAAGUCGAGAAUGUUUUAAAGGCCAGCAGGCUAUUGGUUCUAAAGACAGAGACUGCUGCAACUGAGGAGGCUGCAAAAAGCCCACCUGCCAAGGCAAGCACCCAGACCCAUUCAGACAGUGGUUCUAAUAAAAAUAAAAGUAGUAGGCUGCUUGUUGAAGAAAGCCCUACAAAAUCUAGGUCAAAUGGUAGGCCAAAUCAGGUGGAAGAGAUUAUUCCUAAACAGAAAGCAAAUACAAGACAGAAUUCAGGAGAUGAUUUACUUGUAAAGCAAAAAAGCUGUUCAAAAUUAAAUCAGGUUGCUGAACCUUCAGUAAAAGAAACUCACAGUUCAAAAUCACCGGAUGACUAUACAAAAACAAAAACUCCUUGUAAACCUUCUACAACUGACGAGAGUACUUUAAAAGGAAAAUUCAGUGCAAGACUUAGUCAUAAAGAAGAAUUAUCUACAAAAUCAAAAUUAAAUAGCAAGAUCAAGACAGAUGUUUCUCAUGGCAAAAGCAAACUGGGCUUGAGGCAGCAACCACAACAGAUAGGAAGGGCUGCUGGGGCUGCAUCUAUGAAGCUGAAAAGCAGACGGUCAGAGUUUGAUACACCUCUUCGAAAUCCUGGAAGGCGUAGAAUAUUAUCAGAAGAAACCAAGGAUGUGCAGAGUAAUACAGUUCCUCAGACACAGAAAGAAGACAGACUGAGAAAGGAACCAAGUGAAACACCUCCAGGGCCAUUGCCGAGAGGCCGGAGAAAGUCACAAGCUCUACAAAAUUCUGUUGAAAAGGUGGAGCCAAAAAGAGAGAGAUGGUCACAGCGAAGGGAAAAGAGACUGCGCCUAGAAGAAGCUUCAAAGAGCACCUCAGAAGAUGUUGAAGACUGUCCGAUGCCUGAAUUGAAACCUGAAGUCCAAUUGGAAGGUGUAGGAGUGUUAAGGGAAACAGCAGUACCUCCUCCAUUGUCACCACCCCCUCUGCACCAGCAGCUAAGUACUGAUCUCCCUGAGAGAACCAAGAGGGCUGUGCAUUCCGGUGAAAAGAAGAAACGAGGGUGGAAAAAAGGCCGGCCCCGCCGUAAUCAUGUACCAGAACCAAAGUCUCCCAAACCACCGAAGUUAAAGAAGAAGCGUUUAAUGAAGCGUUAUACUGGGGAGGCAUCGGUGACAUCAGUGAAGUUAAAUGAUUCUGAGAAGAAAAAUACAAAUGCUGUGAUAAUUUCUGAAUCUCAAGUUGAAGAAGGAAAAACUUGUGACAAAGAAGAGAAUGUGGAUGCUAUAAAUAAAUCUGAAGUUCCAGAUACAGACCCUGAAGUUUCAGAACCUAAAGAACAAGAAUUGGAACGAAGUUCUGAAGAAGAUAAGGGAAACAUUACCAACAUUGUCAGUGAACAGGAAAAGGCUGAUGAAGUUGAACCUGUGAAGGAUAUUGUUGAAGAGAAGGAACAGAGUGAAGCACCUCUGUUGGAAGAAAAAACAGAGGAGGAAACAGUAAAUCCCUCCCUUCAAAAGAAUGAAGAGGAAAGUGCGAAAGAGCUCUUGACAACAGUUGAAAAAGAGCCCCUAGCAGAGGAACAGAGAGAGAAUGUAAAAUCGCCAAGUGUGGAGCUGGUUGAACAAGAUACUGAAAAGUUCUCAGCUCAAGAGUCCAAAGAUGAGCCUAAGUCUAGUGCAGAAAUUGAUGAACCACCGCCUGUUCCUUGUUCAAAAUUGGCCUCUGAACCUGAGAAAGAAGAUGUAAUACUUCUUGAAACAAAUGAGGAGGAGGAAGAUAAAGAAACUGACAUGCAGCCUAUUCAGGUGAAGACAGAUCUAGAUGAAGUGGAUCUUACUAAAAGUGAUGAAAAACAUCAUGAUCAUUAUGAGGAGGGUGAUAAUGCAAGCAUCACAGAAAAUAAUGAUGUUGAUGCUGUUAUGUUAGUUGAAUGUAGUGAUAACAAGGAGAAUAUGAGUGAUAAAUCACAGGAUUGCUGCAGUGUUUCAGGUGCUCCCUCAAAAAAUGAACCUGUGGAAGGUAAUGAGCUGGAUGAUAGAAAUGAACCAUCACAUAAUGAAGCAAGUUCACAGGUUGAUACAUUAAAAGACACUGAGAGCAAAACACCUGGUUCACCUCAAGCUGUUAUAAUAUUAGAGGAGAAAGAACUUAAUUCAAUGUCAACUCAGACGCAUUCCAGUUCACUUGGUAAUAUUAUGGAUGACAGUAGUGAUGGCUCCAAUUGUGGUACUGUUGAAGUCAGUCAGUCGUCGACCAUGCUCAGUAAUGAAAUGAGCCAACAAGACCAAGCUGACAGUGGUGCACCGUCCGGUGAUGACAAACAGUCAUCACAACAGUGUGAAGUUGUUGAAAUACCUAGUGGCAAUACAACACCUCGUUUAGAUAAUAGUGUUGAGACCAUUCAACCAGCAACACCUCUUAAUCCGGGAUCUGUAAAACACACACCACCAACACCUUCGCAGCCGGAAAUACCUAGUAUGGGAGUCUAUACUCCAGAUUCAACAACAAACUCUGUGCAUUCUCUUCAUGGGUAUGGUCAGUGUGAUCUUGACGUCAGUCAGUUGGGGUUAGAAUCUCCUACUUCUAUAUCUUCAAAUGAUAUGACAGCACAGAACUCUGUUGAGACUCCAAGACCCCCUUCAGUUCUUCCUCAGACGGCCAGUCACACAACACAAACUUCAUGCCAGCAGACAUAUUCUGAGUGUAUACAGCACCAGCCACAACAGCAAAUUCAACCAUCCCAACCACAACAACAACAACAACAGCAGCAGCAGCAGCAGCAGCAGCAACAACAACAACAACAGCAGCAGCAGAUACAGCAACAUCAAACUCAGCAGCAGCAGCAGCAGCAACAACAACAACAACCACAGCAGCACCAGCAACAGCAGCAGCCACCUCCACCCCAGCACAGUAUGCAACAGCUCCAUCACCAGCAGCAGCAGCAGCUAGUGCCUACUUCCUUAGGCCAGCAGCAACAUUUGGCAAUCCAUAUUCCCAUAUCACAACAUCAACAAACUCAGCAUACUAUUCAGGUGCAGCAGCCUCAAGCUAAGACUCAGCGACAGAUGCAACAUCACCGCACUAAGUCCAGUACUGGCACACAGCAUAAACAUUCAAGCAAUCCAGUACAAACACAGAGGUCUACUCCACCAUCUGUGCAGCAGCAGACUCAACAACCACCACCACAACAGCAGCAGCAGCACAAUCCCACACUUCAGCAGCAGCAUGCAGCUCUCCAGCAACAACAAUCCAGGCAAAGAUCUACACCACCAUCAGUGCACCAUAUGGCAAGCACAUUAUCGCAAGCAGCUCAGCAACAGCCUCCACCACAGCAGUUAUCACUGCAAGCAAUUCAUCAAACAACUUACCACCCACAUCAUCACAACAUCAUAUCAUCCCAAGCGAACUACAUUAGUGUGCCACAAAUGGCAGUGAGUUCUCAGGCCUUCCAGCCAAGUGCAGCUGGUACUUUUGUAAGCAUGCCAAUGACAACAGUGAUCCAGCAUCGUGUUGCUGCAGCCCAGCAAGGUGCUGGAGUUGCUGCUCAUCGCACGGCUCCUGCCUGUUCCGUUACAGCUCCUGCUAAUUUCACUACGAAUUUCUAUGUGCAGACACCAGCUGCCCAUCCGCAUUCUCACACCCCUGCACCUGUUCCUGCACCCACACCUACACCUGCGCCAACUCCUGCACCAACACCCACACCACAGGCAGCCCCGCCAUCUGGUGGUGGGCAAGGUAAUGCUGCUUCUUCGUGUAGCCUUGCAAAGUUGCAGCAACUGACUAAUGGUCUGGAGGCUAUACCACAGAAUGCCUGUGGUACCAUGACUCCUCCUCCACCAGUUGACCUGACACCACCUCCUCCCGUCCCAUCUGCUCAUCAUCCACAUGCAGCCAUGACUCCACCACCUGCAGCGACUCACCAGAUGAUGCAGCAGCAAGCUGUAAGGAAUCUGCCAACACCACCUGCUGCAGUUCCCAAUAUACAAACACAAAUGACACUUGCUGCUGCUAAUUAUUACAAGUACCACCAAUCUAAUGUGAAUGUGAGCAAUUUGGGGGCUGCUGUGGCACCACCUGUUGCAACAACUGGAGGUCGCACAUCUCGAACUCCUGCUGGCACUGGUGUCGCAACAGUCCAACAGAUGCAAGCUGCUCCUGCCAGAGUUAGUCCCAAUGUCACAAUAAAUCCUAAUUUGGUAGCAGCAGCUGGUUAUGGAACUUUAAAUGGUUAUCGAAUGGCAGCUCAGCAGACACCUGGAACUGUUGCAGGUUAUAUAACAAAUACAGCAGCUGCAGGUUUUAUCAACCAGGCACAAAUUCCUAUGCAAAUGGGUGUGAUGAAUAUGGCUCAGACGCAGUAUCAGGAUCCUGCAGCUAUUCAGAGGGCUGCGCAGCAAAAUACUAUGUACACUACAUAUGGCUAUAUAAAUGGCAGCAUAAUGCAGCCACUUAACGGGACUAUGCGUCGGUAGGACCAGUAGUUUGGCAUGGCAUUUUCAAGUUAAAUUUUGGUUGGAUUCUCAUUGCCAUGCACAACAUUUAAAAGGACAGUCAUGUAAAGUGAAAUUGUAAAUAAUGUAAUAUUGUUACACUGGUAUUGUACAUUGUAUUAUGUCCACAGCAGUAUGGAGUUGCCCUUCUGUAAUAUUUGAUCUCUCUCUCUCUCUCUCUCUCUCUCUCUCUCUCGCUCGUGUGUGUGUGUGUGUGUGUGUGUGUGUGUGUGUGUGUGUGUGUGUGUGAAAAACAUUUAAGUGUGCAGUGCAAUGCAUGGUAGCUGUUGUGCACUUACUGACAGUUACAUCAGACCUGUUUCCUGUUUAUGUUAUUAAACACUUUACUUGUAUUCUUAAUGCUAAAGUGUUUUCUCCCACCCGCUCCUCUCCCCUUGUUAUAUCACUAAUUCUUGAAAUUCUCAUAUGCCUAAAAAUUAUUAUUUUGUCAGUACAUAGCUCUUGAAUGAGACAGAUUGCAGCAAGUAUCACCAGAGAAUAAUUAUACUGGCUCAUAUUACAGUUUUAGUGUAAGUUUCAAUCAUUAAGAAUCAUAAUUGAGUCUAUUGUAUCGUCAUUUCAUUUCCAACAAAGGACGAUCAUUCCAGGCAGAGAUCUAAUGAAUACCCUGCCAAUACAGUAAGUGGCUACUGCUGUUUGUUCAGACAUCCAUUGUGUUUCAACUACUAGAAGAAAAAAAGUAAUAGAGAGAUCUGUUGUGGAAGGUUUUGUAGUGAAUACGUAUCCCAUUAUUGAUGUGAUAUUUUUGGUCCAAAUUGUAGAAAUUGUUAUACUCUAAUUUUGUAGCUUGAAAAAUCCUGCAUUUUUUGCAGUUUUCCAUAAAAAUAUUUUGAAUAUAAGAAACUCAGAAAUUGAAGAUAAUGACCAUUCGGUGAUACAGACUGGAACAGAGCAGGAGUCUAUUCCACAAAAUGACUGAAAUAGGUUAGAAAAUGUUGCUACAGUUUGCUUUAUAAUCAUAACUGGAAAAAACACAAACAGUUAUUUGUGAAGGGAAUUGUAGGCUAUUUCUUCCGUUUUUUAGUUCUUAGGUUAUAUUAUUACUGCCUUUUCGUUGGUGUAUACUGCACAAAAAAAAAAAAAA
This is a messenger RNA of Schistocerca serialis cubense, 10295 nucleotides long. Its product is annotated as histone acetyltransferase KAT6A-like. The record is from RefSeq and is a predicted model, not a curated record. NCBI's taxonomy places the organism in Eukaryota, Metazoa, Arthropoda, Insecta, Orthoptera, Acrididae. Gene Ontology annotation, molecular function: DNA binding; histone acetyltransferase activity. The transcript has 17 exons. Gene Ontology annotation, biological process: nucleosome assembly; regulation of DNA-templated transcription. Bases 332 to 9172 code for a protein of 2946 amino acids. Gene Ontology annotation, cellular component: MOZ/MORF histone acetyltransferase complex; nucleosome.